Scedosporium apiospermum is the source of this 1539-nucleotide messenger RNA. Its product is annotated as WD repeat-containing protein. The coding region runs from base 1 to 1539 and encodes 512 amino acids. Gene Ontology annotation, cellular component: nucleus. The record is from RefSeq and is a predicted model, not a curated record. Gene Ontology annotation, biological process: regulation of DNA damage checkpoint. The transcript is spliced from 2 exons. Lineage: Eukaryota; Fungi; Ascomycota; Sordariomycetes; Microascales; Microascaceae. Gene Ontology annotation, molecular function: DNA binding; protein binding.
AUGCCAGCAACAAGCGCCAAACCCCUCAGCGCCUUCGAGCGCAAACGGCGCGAAAACCGCCAAGCCAACAUCGAGCUAAUAAGCGAGCUCGCCGAAGUAGCAACCAACAUCCUGCCGACGCCUCCCCCACCCGCCGCGCACGCCAAACACCCGCGACGAAAACGAUCCCCCUCGGCGCCCGUCAAGCGCGAGCAGCCCCUCCGACGAACCCGAGCGAGCGCGCGCUUAGCGGGAAUCGAGGCCGAUAGCGAGGUGCAGAAGCGCAAGUUUGAAGAGGAGGCGGCGGCGGAAGCACAGAAGCAGGCUGCGAAGCGGAUGCGCGUUAGUGGGGAUCUUGUGUUGGGGAAUAUUGGGGUUGAGGGGAGGAAGUGGGAUAAUGAUGUGCAGGGGUUGAAGGAUAUUUUUAGGGGUGCGCAGCCGGGGGUGAGGACGUUUACGGAGGAUCAGAUUAAGGAGACGACGGAUGAGGUGUUGAAGAAGUUGAGGGUUAGGAUGGGUGGGUUGACGCUUUAUGAGAAGUGGGUGCCGAAUGAUAUCAAGCUGGUACCCCAACGAGUCUACAGCAUGGGCUUCCACCCCACCCAAGACAAACCCAUCAUCUUCGCCGGCGACAAAGAAGGCGCAAUGGGCGUCUUCGAUGCCUCCCAAGACGCCCCUGAAGACGAAGACCAAGAACCCCAAGUGUCCGCCUUCCACACCCACUCGCGCACCAUCUCCUCCUUCCUCUUCUCCCCCGCCGACGCCAACUCCGUCUACUCGGCCUCCUACGACUCCUCCAUCCGAAGACUCGACAUCGCAAAGGGCGUCUCGGUCCAGGUCUACGCGCCAGCCGACGUGUCCGAGGACGCGCCCAUCUCGGCGCUGGACAUGGCCCGCUCCGAUCCCAACGUUAUCUACUUUUCGACCCUCGAAGGCGUCGUGGGCCGCACCGACAUCCGCGAACCGGCGAAGAAGACGGACCAAUGGGUCCUCUCCGAGCACAAAAUCGGCGGGUUCUCGCUGCACCCUCUGCACCCACACCUCCUCGCCACCGCCUCCCUGGAUCGCACCGUCAAGAUCUGGGAUCUGAGGAAAUUCUCGGGCUCCGGCCACAAGAAGACACCCACCCUUGUGGGCGAACACGCCUCGAGGCUCUCCGUCUCCCACGCGGCCUGGAGUGCUGGCGGACAUCUAGCCACGUCGUCAUACGAUGACACGAUUAAGAUCUACUCGUUCGCCGACGCCGGAAAAUGGAAGCCCGGACAUACCCUCACCGAAAAGGAGAUGGAACCAGCCCACGUCGUACGGCAUAAUAACCAGACGGGCAGGUGGGUGACGAUCCUCAAACCUCAGUGGCAGCAGCAGCCCAAAGACGGCGUGCCAAAAUUUGUCAUUGGCAAUAUGAACCGCUUUGUGGAUGUGUUUGCUGCUGAUGGGAGCCAGUUGGCGCAGCUUGGGGGCGAUGGCAUUACGGCCGUGCCGGCAGUUGCGCAAUUUCAUCCGACGAUGGAUUGGGUUGCAGGAGGCACGGCGAGCGGAAAGCUCUGUCUCUGGAUGUGA